Molecule: messenger RNA, 3253 nt
Organism: Rosa rugosa (rugosa rose)
Lineage: Eukaryota; Viridiplantae; Streptophyta; Magnoliopsida; Rosales; Rosaceae
Product: putative disease resistance protein At4g19050
Exons: 2
Coding region: 18-2897 (959 amino acids)
Source: RefSeq, a predicted model, not a curated record
ACCUUAUAGAUUGGGGCAUGCUGAGAAAACAAGAGGAUAACAUGGUUGUCAUGGGAGGAAUAAUUUUGAGUAUAACUGGUCAUUACCGACGUGAAUUGAAUGCGACUGCAAGGCUUGGAUUGGCUAAUGUGUUUGAAGAUGAAAAUUGGAAAGGUCUUGGAAUGCUUGCACAUACGGAUCGUAUGAUAAAAUCACCAUCCAGUCAUAAGACCUGGGAGAAAGUUUCCACACUUCUGAUGGAUGGCCAUUGCAUCGAUAGGGAAGUACCUGUAACAUGCUUUCAACGCAUGGAGACUCUCCAAGUUCUCAUGUUAAUCAAGCCUAGGUUCACAUCUCUGCCAGUAUCCUCAGUUGACAUAAAGAAACUUUCCAUUCUUGUGCUCAGAUUCUGUGAUCGCUUGGAGAAGAUUGAUCCUAUCCAAGAAUUUCAAAGCUUAAGUGUUCUUGAAAUAUCUGGUGCUACUUCGUUGAAGAUGAUCCCUGAUAACUUUUUUGAAACGAUGAGUAACCUUCGAAGCCUUAACCUUUCUGAAGCCAAUGUCAAAUCACUACCUAGUUCUCUUUUCAACAGAAGUGAACUACGGUGGCUCAUUCUUAGAGGAUGUUCUCAAUUGAAAACACUUCCAAGCUUAAAAUCCUUGGGAAAGCUCAAGGUGCUUGAUCUUUCUGGUGCUACCUCUUUCAGUAGAUUCCGAGACAAAACCUUUGCAGCUCUUCAGAAGCUUCAUACACUUAAUCUUUCUAAUUCCCAAAUUACUCGCUUACCUUUUCUUCAUGGUAAUGAUGAGCUUAAUCAGCUCCUAUUAGGUGGCUGUGCAAGUUUAAACAGACUUCCAACCUUGAACACAAUACCUCAGCUUCAAAUUCUUGAUCUUUCUGGUGCUACAGGCUUAAAAGAAAUACAGUUCGAACCUUUGGAUAGCCUUAAGGCCCUUGAUUUAUCUGGAACUCAUAUUAAAAGGCAACCUUCCAGUUUCAGCCACCUUUCUGAUCUCUCCUUACGGGAGUGUCGUGAGCUUGUAAAACUUCCACUCACAAAAGAAAUCAAAUAUCUUGAAUCACUUGACCUUUCUGGUUCUAGCACCAUGGUUGAAAUUGAAGACAAAUUCUUCCAGCAAAUGAGGUUUCUUCGAGUUCUCAACUUUUCAACAGUUAAGAUAAAAGAACUACCUUCCCUGUCCAACCUAGCUAACCUCUGUCGACUUUUGCUAAUGGAUUGUUCAUGUUUAGAAAAGCUUCCAGAGAUGGAAGGACUUAAAAGGCUCCAAGAGCUUAAUCUUUCUGGUUGUGUGGCAUUGGUUGAUUUGCCAAACCUGAACUCCCUUGAAAAACUGGAGAUUCUUGAUAUUUCAGGCUGCAGGGUUUUGAAACAAAUACAAGAGGAAUCCUUUCAAAAGAUGUUCCAUAUUCGGAUACUCAACCUCUCAGACACUAUGAUUGAGUUCCUUCCAUCCAUUUGCAAACCCAGCAACCUCUGUCACCUCAUCCUCAGAAAUUGCAAAAACUUAAAAAAGCUUCCACCUCUUGAGCAUUUGUCAAAACUUGAGGAACUGAAUCUGUGUGGUGCCAGUUCUUUAGUUGACUUUACAUCUGAAUUCCUGGAGCAUAUAGUCCACCUUCAAAUUGUUGACUUAUCUGAAAUCCCACUGACAACGGUACCAUCCAUAUCCAAAUUCAUCAAACUCAGACAGUUCUCAGUAAAGGGUUGUUCAUCCUUAAAUGAAGUGCUACAUCUUGAAAAACUAACACUUCUUGAGAUUCUUGAUCUUUCUGGAACAGCAGUUCCGAGUCUGCCUCCCCUAUACACUUUUAGCAAACUCCACCAGCUCUUGCUAAAAGAUUGUUCACAGAUAAAAGAGUUGCAGUUUCUAGAGUCGCUUAGUAGGCUGGAGGUUCUUGAUCUGUCAGGAACCAGAAUGAAGCAAUUUCCUUAUGAGAUAUCAGAGCUUACUCAUUUAAAGCAGCUUUAUCUGCCAGACUUGAGGGGAAUGUCUGAUCUUGACUUGGGAAAGAUAAAGCGUUUGCCACAAGAGGUCAACUGGGAUGAAUGUGGCAUCUUUGAAUGUGCUGAUAUUUACGUAGGCAGUGACAAGCCUUCCCUAUCUGUAAGUGGCUUUGAAAUUUUUCACAUUUUGGACAAACAUCCAAAGUUCCGGGAAGAAAAGUUCAAAAAAUUUCAUUUCCAUGUAAAGAAGAAGGAAGGUGAAGAUGGAGGUAUCAAGUACUGCAAAGAUGAAUUUAUCUUCAGAGAUGUGUACUUCCACACUAGACAUUUUUAUCCUAAAGAGCACGACAGGUCUUUGGAAAUCUAUGGAUCAUAUAGUCUCCCUAAGGGUUUUGAAAGUGUCCUCAAGUGUGCCGAAUCCUUAUCUUUGGUUGACAAUGACCUUAUACAUAGCCUAUCUGAUUUAGGUUCUGAUAAUGUGAGGACAAUGAAAGGCUGUUGGUUAGAGAGGUGUAGUAAAGUACAUAACAUUCUUUCUAAUGAAGAGGCAGGUGUCACACUGGGCAGAAGUUUAGAGACUCUAUGGAUUUCAAACCUUCCAAUUUUGAGCAGUCUAUACAACGGGAGUGUGCAAUCAGCUGUGGUCUUUCAGAACCUUAAACAAUUGUAUCUGGAUUGUUGUCCAGGCAUCAUAAAUGUCUUUCCAUCCUCCCAGCUGCCAGAAAACCUGGAAAAUCUACAUGUUCAGUUUUGUGAUAAGUUGCAAACUUUGUUUGAAUGUGAUUCACAAUCUAGUUGUGCAAUGCAAAGGUUGAGGAAAUUGUAUCUACUGGAACUACCGGAGUUGUGGAGGAUUGGGAUAAAAUUGCCAGCUGAACUGACUUUUGUGGUCAUCGAAUGCCCCAAGUUGCUGAAGCUGCAGUUGGAUGUGACUGACCAGAUCUCCAAGUAAUCCUCAAUCUUGGGUCAAGAAUGAAUGCAGAACUGUUAUCUUUGGAACUUAUGCUUUGUAACGCAAUUCUGACAUAAAAUAGUUUGCAAGCUUUAAACCAUUGCAAAAUCUGAGUGAGUAUUCUAGUGCUUUUGGGAUGUUCACUUUGAAGUUUUCCAUAGAGAUCAAGCUCAGAACUGUGAUCAACAGUGGAUGAUUUGACAAGUUCAUCUAGAAGUCUUUUUUAUGGCCAUUAAGGGUUGAGAGUUAUAAUUAAGUUAUUGUAAAUUCAUGUUCAUGUUUGUAAUUUAAUUUGAUUCUUAAAUUGUCGCCUGUUUGUUCCAAGGGCUUGCUACUAUAAUAUUGGUGUAUGCAUU